Chenopodium quinoa (quinoa) is the source of this 1191-nucleotide messenger RNA. RefSeq lists its product as uncharacterized. The record is from RefSeq and is a predicted model, not a curated record. Lineage: Eukaryota; Viridiplantae; Streptophyta; Magnoliopsida; Caryophyllales; Amaranthaceae. The coding region runs from base 1 to 1191 and encodes 396 amino acids. The transcript has 3 exons.
AUGGGAAAAGUCCAGGAGACCAAUAACCAACCUAAACCACCUAAGACCAAUGGAUCAGCUCAGAGAAAUGGAACUAGUAGCGGUGCAGGAGGGGCCCCUAAGGGUCGUGUGUUCGUAAUGAAUUGUCGUGAGGCUGAGGCUUCUAAUGAUGUGGUAAUUGGCACUUUCCUUGUUUGUUCUUUGAAUGCUAGAGACAUGUUUGAUUCGAGUGCGCCUCAAUCUUUUGUUUCAAAAUCUCUAGUCCAGAGAUUAAAGUUAGAGAGUCCAUUGUUAGUGUGUCUAGAUGUUUCUAUUCCACCUGGGGAAGUGAGGAAUUAUUCUAAGUCAUAUAAAGGGGUACCUAUCACCAUAGUUGGAGUAGAAUUUCCUUUAGAUUUGAUAGAGUUUGAUUUGCAAGACUUAGAUGUGAUUUUAGGAAUGGGCUGGCUGGAUAAGGCUCGCAUAGAUUGUGCUGCUCAUAAAGUGAAAUUGUUGGGUCCGGGUAAUGUGACAGUGACUUAUAGGAAGGAAGGGAAGAGUUCAGGGAUCAAAAUCAUUUCUGCCUUGCAAUUUCGGAAUUGUGUCAGGAAGGGUUAUCCUAUAUACAUGUGUAGUGUUCAGGAAGUGGGAAGGGAGGAUGAGAAGUAUGCCUCCAGUAAGGGAUUUGGGUUCACCAUAGAAUUGCUACUAGGGACUGGAUCUAUCUCGAAGGCUCCAUAUAGGAUGACUCCAGCUGAGAUGAAGGAAUUGAAAACACAGUUAGAUGACUUGUUGGAUAAGGGAUAUAUUCGACCUAGUUCUUCUCCAUGGGGUGCUCUAGUGUUGUUUGUGAAAAAGAAGGAUGGAAGUUUGAGGUUGUGCAUAGACUAUCGUGAGUUGAAUAAUGUGACAGUCAAGAAUAAGUAUCCUUUGCCUAGAAUUGAUGAUUUGUUUGAUCAGUUGAAAGGGGCUGGAAUAUUUUUUCAAGAUAGAUUUGAGGUCAGGGUACCAUCAGUUGAGAAUUACAUAGCAAGACAUUGCCAAGAGUUAACUAAUGCACCUGCAGUUUUUAUGGAUUUGAUGAACCGAAUCUUUAGGCCAUAUUUGGAUAAGUUUGUGGUGGUUUUCAUUGAUGAUAUUUUGAUCUACUGCAAGAAUAGGGAGGAGCAUGAAAAUCAUUUAAGGAAAGUAUUGUCGAUCCUGAGGGAGCACCAAUUGUAUGCUAAGUUGUAG